Messenger RNA from Mesocestoides corti, 1728 nucleotides. The record is from the annotation of a GenBank genome assembly. NCBI's taxonomy places the organism in Eukaryota, Metazoa, Platyhelminthes, Cestoda, Cyclophyllidea, Mesocestoididae.
AUGUCACAAGAAGCUUUCAUCAGUGAAACAUUUGAUCGCCUUUCGCUUUCAUCGAGUAAUGUAUCAGAUGAGAUCGCGAAGAAGCUUCAGCGUAUGCGACAGCAAAUUUCAUCUUCCAGUCGUCGGCAGAUUCUAAUGCAGAAAAUUGAUUCUGCAGUCGAGGACCUUCGAUCGUCAGCUGAUAAUGCUCUGUUAAAGGCUAACGAUCGUGUGCGUAUUAUUGAAAAAGAAGAAGCCGUCGAUCUUGAUAAAGUGGCUUGCAGAAUUGCGCAAUACAGUGAGGCGAUAAAAGAGUUGAAAGAAGGCGCUGAGUACAUGCGUAGAUGUAAGAAAUUAACUUGUCUUCUGCAAUGCCGACAAAAAAUGAUGGCACUUGUGGAAGGAGCGCAGGAAAUCGAAAGCUUCAUCGCUGGUUUCGCAUCCUCCCUCCGCUUGCUGUCGGUGUCCAAUGUGUUGAAACAUUUGUCCGCACUACUUGAAUCAACCCGUUUGCUCUAUGCUACCUCAAUCCUUACCGAAUCAGAUGAUGUUGAUGAGGACUGGCGCAGGGAUGCGUUGAGGUCGGUUUCAGUUGAGAAGAGCGAAGAUGCAGCGCCAUGUUCAAAGGAAGCUGCUGGUAAUCAAACUGCUGAAUCAGCAGGCUCCUCGAAAGAAACGAGUGCUGCAGCCAAAGAGAAACAUGGUGUCGACGUAUCACCGCAUCGUGACAGUAUUGAAUGGGAAUACCGCGUGUUCUUCAAGGGCAUGAAAGCCAACAUAACAGAGCCCGAUUUACGAGAAGCCUUCUCUGUGUUUGGACACGUUGGUGAGAUCCGGCGAUUUCUCCAACCGAAUAGAAUGCACACCAAUGGACGGGGUUACGUAACUUUCGACUCGUUGUCCGCAGUCAGAUCAGCGUUUGCGGCCUCACCCUUGUGGAUUGGCACUUCCCUACUUACGAUACUGCGCCUGGACCAAAAACCCAGGCCGAGCGGCGACAAGGCGGUGUGUUCAGGCGAUGCGGCUUGUGCCCAAGUAACUGAGUUGGCCGGCUGUUCAAGAGAAGCGAGUGCGACAGCUCGGAGUGUUGAAUCUGGAUCUAUUGAAUCUAUGGAUUCUCUGCUAUCGAUGUAUUUAGAUCAUCUCGAACCCCCAGCUCCACCCUUCGGAUCCCGUGUUCCGUAUUGUACGUCACGAAGGUUGUACUUCGUGUACUUUACGGGUGUCGGGCAAGACGUCUCGCUGCUUGACUUCUUUGACCGUUUCAUCGUCUUCGGACGAAUUGUUCACAUAAUAUGGAUCUAUAAGAGCGGAUAUUCACUAACUGGAAACGGCUACGUGGCCUUUGAUUUGCCUGGUUCUGCCUCCGCUGCACUCGCUGCAGGUGCGGUCAAAAUUAGGUCCUCGACUAUCACUCUGACAGAGCAAAGUCCCACCCACCUGCCUGAUCCUAGUUCGUGCUUCUCUAUUACCUUCAAUGGUUUACGCAAGUACACCUCGGAAGCGCAAUUGCUUGAACACUUUAAUUUGUACGGGCCUGUUGCAAAUAUAGACGAAAACGGUUGUGGAAUGCUGUGGGUCAGCUACAGUGAUAUAACCAGUGCCAUUGUAGCGGCACUAGUCAAAGAACACGAUAUUGAAGGCUCGAUUUUACGCCCAAUCUAUGUAGCGCUCCAUUGCCUCGAGUCGAGCCAGGCAUCUGAGGUGCUGUACCAGUGCCUUCGUUUCACCUCGCACCCUGGGCGAUAG